Molecule: messenger RNA, 210 nt
Organism: Anneissia japonica
Lineage: Eukaryota; Metazoa; Echinodermata; Crinoidea; Comatulida; Comatulidae
Product: furin-1-like
Biological process (GO): peptide hormone processing
Cellular component (GO): Golgi membrane; trans-Golgi network
Molecular function (GO): serine-type endopeptidase activity
Source: RefSeq, a predicted model, not a curated record
AACCGGGGCAAAAAUCAAGACAUGAAUGUGAUUCCUGCAUGGGAACGAGGGUACACCGGUCGCGGAGUUGUUGUAUCCAUCCUCGAUGAUGGUCUAGAGAAGGACCACCCAGACCUUAUGGCAAAUUAUGAUCCUGAUGCAAGUUAUGAUGUCAACGGCAAUGAUAAUGAUCCACAGCCAAGAUAUGAUUUUUCCAAUGAAAACAGGUAA